Messenger RNA from Frankliniella occidentalis (western flower thrips), 2060 nucleotides. RefSeq names its product sodium/potassium-transporting ATPase subunit beta-2-like. Gene Ontology annotation, molecular function: ATPase activator activity. Lineage: Eukaryota; Metazoa; Arthropoda; Insecta; Thysanoptera; Thripidae. Gene Ontology annotation, cellular component: sodium:potassium-exchanging ATPase complex. The record is from RefSeq and is a predicted model, not a curated record. Gene Ontology annotation, biological process: sodium ion export across plasma membrane; intracellular sodium ion homeostasis; potassium ion import across plasma membrane.
CUUACCAGGAAAAGGCCAACAUUGAUGCUACCGGCGAGAACGUAGUCAAGUGCGACUACGACCUUCCGCCCGGCCCAGGCAAGGUCUGCCGGGUCGAAAUGGACCGAAUGGGACCCUGCAUGAAAGAAAAGAAGUACAACUACCCCGCGGGUGGUCCGUGCAUCUUCCUCAAGCUGAACAAGAUCUACGGCUGGAUCCCCCAGUACUACAACACCAGCGGUGAUCUUCCCAAGGGCUUCCCCGAAGACAUCAAGAGCCUCAUCAAGAAAAAUGAGCGCAAGGACCCCAACAUGCCCGCUACCAAGCCCGUGCUAGAGCUCAACACCGUCUGGAUCUCCUGCGAGGGCGAGAACCCUGCCGACGUCGAGAACAUUGGACCGAUCAACUACUACCCCAGGCGCGGCUUCCCGUCCUACUUCUUCCCCUACAAGAACGACAAGGGCUACCUCAGCCCCUUGGUGGGCAUCAACUUCGAGCGGCCAGCGACCGGCGUCCUCAUCAACAUCGAGUGCAAGGCCUGGGCGAGGAACAUUCACCACGACCGCGCAGACCGCCGAGGAUCGGUCCACUUCGAGAUCAUGAUCGACAACUAAACGCCUAAGCUACUCGCCCUCCCGCUCCCCUUCCCCCUUGCGCUGCCCUGCCCUUCUUGCUUCUCUUCUGUCUUGAUCGUCUUUCUCCUCCUCUUCCUCCCCCUCAUCUCCUCUCCCCUUCCCUCUCUCUUUCUGCUUUUUCCUCUUCUUCUUCAACAUCCUAUCCCCCCCCCCUCUUUGCUCUGGGCGGGGCAGCCCUGCGUCCCCCAGGGGGUUGAGGGGAGCGGCUGGGCCAAGCGAAGCGAGGCGAGCGCUGCCGCGCUGCCUCCGGGAGAACUCUAGAACUCUAGCCCACGGCGCUGUGCGGCGCGCGUCGGGCCCGCGCGGAGGCCAGCCGUUUAGCCUCGGCCAGGGUCUCGGCCAAGGCCUCCGCCGUACCGUCCAUCGUGUGUUCGGGAGGGGGAGGGGUGGUCGAGGGACGGGGGCCUCCCCGUGGACCGGACUAUACCCGGGUCCAGAAGAGGUGUCACAUCGCAUCGGGCUGAAGGGACAGGCGGCGGCCUCGCGGCGGCGGGCGCCCGGUGCACCACCAAAGACCUAUCAAGGGGUCCAAAUGAGGACCGAGUCGAGUGCGUAGGACCCGACGGUUGGAGACCUAAGUCAUGCCAUCGUCAGACUGAGGAGUGGUUGUUGAAGACUGGCCUGUGAUGGGGCCGCGCUGGAGUCGUGCUGGAGCCGCGCUGGAGCCGCUCUGGAUGCAAGUCGCAGUGGUGCUGGAGCCGCGCUGGAGCCGUGCUGGAGCCGCAACGACGGAGCCGCGCUGGAGCCGCGCCGGAGUCGCACUGCCGACAACUUGGAUCCAAGUUGGAGCCGCGCUGGAGCCGCGCUGGAGCCGCGCUGGAGCCGCGCAGCCACCAUCCUGAGAUGGGGAAGGAGCCAUGCUCGGACCGUAGUACUCGAGCCAUGCUGGAACCAUGCUGGAGUCGUGCUGGACACCGCCGGUGGAUAUGGGCUGAGGGCCGUGGUGGGCAUCACAUGCAACUACGCACUGCCAUUUUGUCAAGCUGUCCAAAGUGGACAGGACACAAGGACGGUGGUGCCAUGAGGACACUCAUGAGGACACAAAACUAGUGUGGGUGCACAGUCCUGGCACAGGCCUGCGCGAUAUUCGAUAAAAUGAUCUCAAUGCAAGAGCCGAAAACAGGAGAUUCGAAGGGGCCAAUUGUAAGCGGUUCACCCUCGACGGAAAGAAUGACACCUUCAUUCGCUAGCGUACAUCGUACGGCAUUCAUCACAGCACUGCUUAACGGUAGGCCUAGCCGUUUCUGUUUUAAAAUGUCACCGUCGAAUAUCACUCAGCCCUAGCGCAGGUCCAACGCCCAAUAAGGGGCACAGGCACAAAUUUGACCAUUACUCUUUCUUCCUAGUGAUGUGAGAUCGUGCCAUAUUCUACAAAAAAAAAAAAAAAAAAACGUUUUCCGCCAACUAGUCAGAUUUGCAUGAAAUAGUAGGAAGCAACAAAUAAAA